GCCACUCAUCACCCGCCUAUCUAAAAUUCACAAGAAUGGGCUGUCGAAGCCCUUUCCUUCGACAGUGGGCCUAGUGAUCGGACCCGAGAUAUAUUCUAUAGCUGGGGCGUCCAGUCUGACAGAAUAUUUUAGUCAAGCAGUGGAUGCUGGUGUGGUGCAAUGCGGAGGAGAUAGUGGUCAUGCAUGGGUGAGGCUCCAUCCCGAUGUGAUGAGUGGCAAGCGCUCUUGCUAGU
Messenger RNA from Suillus subalutaceus, 233 nucleotides. RefSeq lists its product as uncharacterized. The annotation marks the transcript as partial. The record is from RefSeq and is a predicted model, not a curated record. NCBI's taxonomy places the organism in Eukaryota, Fungi, Basidiomycota, Agaricomycetes, Boletales, Suillaceae. The transcript has a single exon.